Molecule: messenger RNA, 306 nt
Organism: Protopolystoma xenopodis
Lineage: Eukaryota; Metazoa; Platyhelminthes; Monogenea; Polystomatidea; Polystomatidae
Source: the annotation of a GenBank genome assembly
AUGAAUAUCCAGCCUAUUAGGGCUUCUAUCCCAACCUCUCUUGGAUAUCUAACUGGUCUUACCAACUGUGGGAAAUCAGACUCGACCAUUCGUCUGGCUUCCGACAGUGGCAUGGCCUCCUCUUCUCCACUGGCCAGCUGGGCGACAACCACAGCAACUGGAUAUCAGAACCUCUCAGCUUCUGUCAUUAAAUCAGGACGAGAGUCGGCCAUCCGGGGCUCUGUCAGUAGGCCUCGACCUGGUCCACCUGGGCCCGCUCUUCUGAAGCCUAAGAGAACAAAAAGUGAGUUUAAUUUCAAUUAUUAA